Numida meleagris (helmeted guineafowl) is the source of this 3041-nucleotide messenger RNA. It is a transcript of the gene CRYM, whose product is annotated as crystallin mu. The record is from RefSeq and is a predicted model, not a curated record. Bases 30 to 974 code for a protein of 314 amino acids. Gene Ontology annotation, cellular component: cytoplasm. The transcript has 8 exons. Gene Ontology annotation, biological process: thyroid hormone metabolic process. Lineage: Eukaryota; Metazoa; Chordata; Aves; Galliformes; Numididae. Gene Ontology annotation, molecular function: thyroid hormone binding.
GCGCUGGUUUCUUUGCUUCUCCGUUUGCCAUGGGCUCGACGCCGCCCGUCUUCAUCGGCUCCGCGGAGGUGGAGCGGCUGCUGCCCCGCGCCAGCCUGUUGCUGCCGGGUCUGGAGGCCGCGCUCCGCAACUUCUCGGCGGGUGCGGCGGGAGGCGUGGAGCAGCCCCUGCGCACCGUGCUGCCCGUGCGGCCGCACAGAGGGUACCUGGGGGUGAUGCCCGCCUACAGCGCCGCGGACGACGCGCUGAGCACCAAGCUGGUGACGUUCUACGAGCGCCGGGACGAUUCCUCCGUGCCCUCCCACCAAGCCACCGUCCUGCUCUUCGACCCCGCCAGCGGCUCUCUGCGAGCGGUCCUUGAUGGCAGUGUCAUCACAGCAAAGCGCACAGCAGCGGUUUCUGCCAUAGCUACCAAGCUGUUAAUGCCGAGAUCUGCAGAAGUGCUGUGCAUUUUGGGAGCUGGUGUUCAAGCGCGCAGCCACUACGAGAUCUUCACGGAGCUGUUCCCGUUCACAGAGGUCAGAGUGUGGAAUCGCACCAAGGAGAACGCGCUGAAGCUGGCGAGCUCGGUGGGCGGCGCGGUGAGGGUCUGCGCCACGGCCCAGGAGGCGGUGGUUGGGGCCGAUGUGAUUGUAACGGUCACCAUGGCAACAACACCGAUUCUGUUUGGAGAAUGGGUGAAGCCAGGUGCCCACAUCAACGCCGUCGGAGCGAGCAGGCCGGACUGGAGGGAGCUGGACGAUGCGCUGAUGAAGAGCUCUGUUCUGGUUGUGGAUUCCAGAGAGGCAGCUCUCACAGAGUCGGGAGAUGUCAUCCUGUCUGGGGCAGAGAUUUUUGCUGAGCUGGGGGAGGUGCUGAAGGGUACAAAACCAGCGCUGCCCGAGAAAACCACGGUCUUCAAGUCUCUGGGGAUGGCAGUUGAAGAUACUGUAGCUGCAAAGUUCGUGUACGAUGCGUGGUCAGCUGGCAACUGAAGAGAGAAGUCUGCAAUGCCAGCAAGGCCGUGAAGUACCAGCAGAUGGCUUACACUUGAUUCCCUUGCGUUUCUGGUUAACAAGAUGGGCAGCGAUCCCCCCUGAAUGCAGCCCUUCUACAUCUUUCAAGAAUGAAAACUAACUCUUCAGUGGAACUUCCUGCUGUUUUCUGUAAGCAUUAGGUACCUGCAGCACUGCUAGCUAACAUCUCGCACCUAGUGGUGCGCGUGGGAUGUCAGCACUUACACUAACAGGGGUGUUUUUCACGCUUUCCUAUGUCCUCCCUAAUAAUUUAUGGCGUGGGAAUCCAGGGGUAGCUCUCGUGCUUUUAGAGGGGUAACAGACGGCUUGGAGACUGGCGUUCCAUAUGUGGAGCUGUGCUGGUGCUUAAAUUCAGCGGUGGUCGCGGUGCAGUGCUGGCUGCGAGCGGCUCCUCAGCCCCUCUGGGGAGCGCAGCCCUGCUGGGCUCCAGCGCAGCUGCUCCGUUCCCGCUGGGAUCAGCCAGGCCCUCCUUGCUUCCAGCCCCUGGCAGUCCCCCAUUUCCUGCCCCCAAACCCAACUGGUCUUCAUUUAGGAGUGCAUUCCCGAGCAAGACCUGUGCAUGAAGCCGUGCCUUCCCUGCAGAUAGGCUUUAUCAUAGGAGACCUGGCUCAGAUGGACUGAAACUGCACGGAAUCCUUCCCUUGCUGCUUUCCUGCCCGCAGUUUUGCCUUUUUUUUGCUGGAGGGACUCGCACAAAAUGUCGGCGCUAAGGAUGUAUUUUGAUUUAACGUUUCCCUGUGUUUGUUGGGAGAUUUCCUUACUCACCUCUGGUGUUUGCAAGCUGUUCUCGAAGUGUCUUGGCACUGUAAUAAUGCCAGCUGAUUUCAUCUAGUAGAACUUCAAGUACACAGGGAAAUAGAUUCCACCUGGCUGUACCGUGCGUCCGUUGGAAAUAGUUCUUACUCAUCGGGUCUUUGCUGGGCAGGAAUGUCUGUGGUUCUCCCUUGGCAGCAGAGCCAGGAACGCUCUGCAGAAGGAGGGGUUCCCAUUCUGUGCCGUUCCGUGACAGCUGCCCGGCGGGUCGGGCAGCGGCUGAAACAGCGGUGGCCAUGUACGCAGCUCCCUGCAUCACGCUGCUGCUGUGCCUGGGAGCUCCGUUGCUGCUGGCCUGCGGCUCCCCGCGGGCCGACCCGCCUUCCUGCGCUGGGGAGGAGUGUGUGGGGUCCUCCGUGGCAGUGCUGGAGGGUCAGGGCGGGGAGGGAAGGAGGUAGCGAAGCGCUGCAUGUGGACGCCUCGUUGGCAGAUAGGUACGUGUGGAAGGGUUAAUGAGGACAGUGUGAGUGGUGUAGGCAGCAUUCCAAAUGUGAGCUGGGUGUAGAGCAGUGGAAGGGCAGUGAGCAGCAGCGUGCAGCCGGCGCGGUUCUGGCACAGCCCGGUGCUGGGGGAGCAGGGCAGAAGGACGCGUUCACUUGGGUAAGGGUGGAACUCGGCUGCUCUUGCUGCUGUGGGUGGAAACAAGAACAGACAUUUCUCUCCCAGCUUCUGCAUGUUUUAACGAUGGCAGUGUUACCCUUGUGCUUUUAGAGUGCUUUUUUCUUCGUAUCAUUUGUAAAGUGCUGAGAAACGUGUCUGUGGCUGUUACUGCGGUGCCGGGGAACGCCGCUGCCUGGGAGCCGUGCCAGCCGUGGGCACAGCGGGCGGUGCCCAUGAGAGCCCCACGUCCGCACGGGGCAGUGCUGUGGGGCUGGCCGGGAGGCACGCUGCUUGUGGCGGUGCUCGCAGAUCAUUGUCACUCGUACUAUUCUACAGACCGUGAUCUUAGAGAAGCCGACGGCACAAAGCAGCGCUCUCAGCAUCUGCUGGCGAUGGGAGCCGCUGCGAGCCCGGCCUCGGCGUUUGGCUUCCCAGUGCCUGAAGGGGAGCUGAGCUGUCCGUCACCGUGGGGCCACUUGGGUGUCUUCUCUGGGGUUUUGUAGGGCAAAUAACAGGCUUAAUUGGUCUGCUUACUUCUCUUACCAAUUAAGAGUCUCAAGAUUUGUUGUAACUCUCAUUUAUGUUAAAAUUAAAUAGCUCCUGUUUGACUUG